AGUGAAAAAAAAGGGAAUUGGAUUUAUAGAAUUAUGACCACAAAGUGCACAAAAAUUAUGGUCUAUGUUGAAUGUUUCUCUUUCUUUUCAUCUGUGGGCAAAUAGCGUUACGGCCCGCCUUAUGUCGAACUUUCACAACCUAUAAAGAUGUUUCUGUCUGUCUGAGAUGCAGAAAUACAGUGUUGGACACUUUCAGUUCAUCAGUGAAUCACUGUAGAGCUCGUCUGGAAUAUGAAUGACAAACAUGUUUCACACGAUCUCGUUUAAAAACAUCUUCUUUAUAGCACUAGUCUGGAUUAUUUCUCACUCUUGUCAAAGUGAUCCGUAUGAAGAGAAACACAAUGUCUACUACAGGUUUACAGUCCUGACUACAGCAGACCCUUUCCCUCCGUUCAGAGCUGUGGGAGUGUAUGAUGACAGAGAGUUUGCUCACUACAGUAAUGAAGUUGAAAUCUGGCUAAGAGCAAAUGUGAAUAAACAUGACAGGACCGAACCUCUUCCAGAACCAUAUGAUCCUAGAGACUGGUACAAAGAUCUGCUGAGGACUCUGUCAAACUGCACACACUCACAUUGUUCUGAGCUUCAUGUUCUUCAGAGAAUAACUGGCUGCAAACUGGAGAAACUUCCUGAUGGAACAGUCAAGAGUCUGACAGUCUAUGAUGAAUAUGGAUUUGAUGGAGAGGAUUUUAUAUCCUUUAAUUUUUACACUAUGCAGUGGAUUGAUAAAAGCCCCAAAGCAAAGGAAACUAAAGAGGAAUGGGAUCUUCAAACUGGACGAAACCAAAUCCUCAAGCAUUACCUCGAGGAAUGUGUGCACACGAUCUCCACAUAUAACAACACAAAUAUGAGUCGACCAGACAUUUACGUCUUUGCGAGGAAAGCUCCUGAUGAUGACCGUAAGCUGGUUCUGACGUGUCUGGCCACUGGUUUCUACCCCAGAGCUAUUGAGAUGUACAUUAGAUUGGACAGAAACAUCCUUGAGGAUCAAAUAUCUUCUGGAAUCAGACCAAAUGAUGAUGAAACCUUUCAGAUGAGAAACAGUGUGAAGAUCGACAGAAAUUAUAAAGUAUCUUAUGAUUGUCUGCUCAUUCACAGCAGUCUGACAGCUUCAGUAGAAUGGGUAGACGGAAGAUGUUUAAACUGUGAACCAGAACCUCGAUGGUCUGUUAUAGGAGGAACAGCUGCUGUUCUAGUAGUUGUAGUAGUUCUAGUUUCAGCUGCGAUUUACUGCUGCUACAAUAGGAGAAACUCACAUGGUAGGGUGAGAAAUCCUCCCUCUAAUGGUGCAGUGAGUGUUCAGAUACAGAUGACCAGUGCAGCGUCUGCUGAUGUGACUCCAUCAUGAGCUCAAUGCUGAUGGAUCUACAGACUGGACUGGGACGUGGACAGGUUUAAGCAUUAAAUGAAAUGUCUUUCAUGUUCUUUUAUUCUGAAUGCACACUGUUUUCUGUGUUUGUCUUUCCGUCAGCAUUUUUUUUAACAUUAGUCAGCUCUUAUUUAUUAAGAAUAUUUAUGACAGUUCUUGUUUAUUAUGUUCUUCAUGCUCCAUUGAAAUAUGACUCUGAGGGUCAAGAUCACAUUAUAUGUGUUACAUUAAAUAAAUUUCAGUCAAAUGGACAUUGGUGAAUUGUGAAAUGGUGCUUUAUAGAAGUGAAACUUUUGAGAGUUGCUUCUGUUUUCUGUGGUUUGAUCAAAAGUGCCACACAAAACACAUUUGAAACACUUGUUAGAAGCAAUCGGACACAGAUCAGUGUCACAGUGUUACACUCUUCAGGAAGUCAAACUAACAGUGACGUCUGGUUCAAAUUAGCAUAUAGUAUUUAACAUCAAACUCAAAACUAAUAAGAGUAUUAUAAAUUGCAAAGCCAAGUUAUUUGACCUUGUAGUAAAUCAUAAAUGUGGGGGAAAAUGUAUUACAUAUAAUACAAAUAUAAUAGUGUGCUAAACUAAAAAUGGUAUUUUUGGCCAUUCAGCUGUUACCAGGUAGAAUUAUCAAACAUUUUACGAAGAAAACCAUUUACAUGAUCAUUUACACUAAGUGAUUUUAUUUAGUUAAACCAUGUCAUGGCUGUUUGGGAAGGGGAUAGUUGUAAGAGUUUAUUUAAAAACAACCCCUUUGUUACGGUUCUGGUAUCUUAGCAAACUCACAACGAAGGUGAUAGCAGAAAACACAGUCUUUAAUCCAACAGGAGAGCAUCACGGGUUACACCGUAACAUCUUACAAUAAACCAUGACUGACAAAGAAUACAGAACAGGCAGGCAACUUAAAUACACAGAUAAUGACUACUAAACGGGAACAGCUGACGAGACUUAAUUAGAAACCAUAAUGACUAAUGAGGACUAAUGCAGACAAGACUGAACAGGGGUAAACAGAACAACCCCUUAUGAUGAGUCCAGUUAUCAAUCACAUCCCCUGUUAAGAUAAAAUCACCUGAGUUUUUUUGUUUCAUUGAGGGAUAAAUAUGAUACCUUCAUAGUUUUAUCUUUUUUUAUCUUUUUAUCGGAUAAAAACAUUAUCAGCCUCAAGUGAGCGCAUGUUUGUGUGUGUGUGUGUCCCAAAAUUCACAUUGAAUGGAUUACAACAUCUAAUGUCUGAACUGAGACAGGAACAGGCACUGAGUUUCUGGUGCUCAAACAAAAAGUGUUACUAACUCUCCCUAGUUUAAUAGUUUUGUUAAAAAAAUUAUGAAACAAUGAACAAAUAAAAAUGAGACAUGUUAAAACUAGUUUAAUCACUGGAUAGUGUUUGUUGCUAAAUCAAACAAAAUUUAGCCUUUAUUGUAUUAUUUUUUUAUUUAUCAUUCCUCAUCUUAUAAAGCCUCUCCCCACUGAGCAAAUUAGGUCCAGAAGACG
Messenger RNA from Megalobrama amblycephala (Wuchang bream), 2853 nucleotides. Its product is annotated as zinc-alpha-2-glycoprotein-like. Gene Ontology annotation, biological process: immune response. The record is from RefSeq and is a predicted model, not a curated record. Gene Ontology annotation, cellular component: external side of plasma membrane. Bases 236 to 1345 code for a protein of 369 amino acids. The transcript has 6 exons. Lineage: Eukaryota; Metazoa; Chordata; Actinopteri; Cypriniformes; Xenocyprididae.